AUGAGCGAGAACGCGGACUUGGCGGAGCGAUUCGCGCUCGAGGGGAUCGCGUUUAUUGGGCCUCCGGCGAGUGCCAUCGUGAGCAUGGGCUCGAACAGCGUGUCGAAGAAUAUCAUGUCUGCUGCAGGUGUUCUGGUCGUCCCUGGCCAUCACGGGAACCAGGACCUCGACUUCUUGCAGCAAGAGGCUUUGCGCAUAGACUACCCUGUUCUCAUCAAACCCGUCCCAAGAUCGAACACCCUGAUCACCGAACUUGAUGUCAUCCAGCGGCAACUAGAGGUGGCAGCUGGAGAUGCGCUUCUUCUCGACCAGUCCUCAAUACCACUCGUCGGGCGUGCUUUCGAAUCGCGCCUAUACGCCGAGAACCCACGCAACUUCCUCCCCGACUCUGGCCAACUCGCCCACCUAUCCACACCCACGCCUACUCACAUCUUCACGGCUCCGCCGGGUGUACAACGCAUACCUCUGGGAGAAAGUAGCUCUCCCUUCAUGCUCGUCGCGAACACAUCUGCUGUCAUCGCGCCAUCACUUCGUGUCGAGCAAGGAUUCGAGCAAGGCACCCAAAUUGGCUUCUUCCAAUCGUCGACGAACAUCAAGUUCUUGAGGGCCCUCGGGGGAAACCAGGCGAUUACAGAUCGAGACGUCGAGACAGGAUUCAUUCCGAAACACUUCCACGAGCUCUUCCCACCCACACCUGAACCUCCCGAUGAAGCUCUCGCACAAGCCAUGUCGUCCUGCGCGACGAGCCAAUUCCUGCUUCCUCCAACCCUGAGACGACACUCACUUCUCGUGCUUCAACGCGACGUUUACAAGAACCAUCACCCUCCAACACAGAUCCCUCUCCCACCUUCUCCGUCACUCGCGCUCACCGUGGCGGCCUCCCUCCCGGACAGUUUCUCGCCCACCUUCGCUGCCGUAUCCGCCGUGCUUGAGUCCCCCCUCACCUUCGCCGGCGCACGUGCCCGCACGACCAUGGUCCCACCGCCCGCCCGCCGCCUCGCCCUCGCGCGCGUCCCGCUCGUCCAUGCAAGCACCACCUAG
Epithele typhae is the source of this 1041-nucleotide messenger RNA. RefSeq lists its product as uncharacterized. The transcript has 7 exons. NCBI's taxonomy places the organism in Eukaryota, Fungi, Basidiomycota, Agaricomycetes, Polyporales, Epitheliaceae. The record is from RefSeq and is a predicted model, not a curated record. The coding region runs from base 1 to 1041 and encodes 346 amino acids. Gene Ontology annotation, molecular function: methylcrotonoyl-CoA carboxylase activity. Gene Ontology annotation, cellular component: mitochondrion.